Messenger RNA from Parastagonospora nodorum SN15, 1347 nucleotides. RefSeq lists its product as hypothetical. The transcript has a single exon. The coding region runs from base 1 to 1347 and encodes 448 amino acids. The record is from RefSeq and is a predicted model, not a curated record. NCBI's taxonomy places the organism in Eukaryota, Fungi, Ascomycota, Dothideomycetes, Pleosporales, Phaeosphaeriaceae.
AUGACUUCAGUGGGCCAAAAAGACCGUUCCAACGUCUUCGGCCGCGAGGCCCCAUCCAGGAAUCUCCGUUUGCCAAAGAAUGAGGUUAUCACCGUUGCCGAAUUCUUCACCUACUUUCCGAACAGCACCCGCAACUACAAUUUCCUUCGGCGUUUUGUCCCCGCCGGUAUUGACCAGAGGACGAUCGCGAAUAUCGUCAACCUCCACCGCAAGUGGGAGAAGUGGCCAGCCGAGAUCAAUUCCGUCUGUAAGCUUCUCUCCAAGGAGUUCCAGGAGAACUUUGACAAGAACUGGAGCAUCCGCAAGCACAACGACGAGAACUUGACGUACGGUCUUGCUUGGGGCGCCCAAGACCUCACGCUCAAGGACGUGCUCCUUGCCUGCGAAGUCUACCCCAAGAUAAAUGCGGCCGGCAAGAUCACGAAUCCGCCUAUGGACAACAUUCCCUUUGCCGACCUCGCCAUCAACGUCGUCCGCCACCCAUCGUACGCCACCGGAGACGGUUUCAUGCUGACACGCUGUGUCCAGUAUGCGGAAGCUCAAACGGAGAAGGGCUACAUGUUCCCUCGCGAUUUCACCAAGCUGGUGCGGAAGCUGCAGGACGGCCGGGUUCUCCAAGCCAAGCACUACGACAAUGCCUUGAUCCUUCGCUGGAAGAACAAGGGGGCCUGGGUGGCUGGCGAACUUCGUCAUAUUGAGGCUUUUCCGGUCGCCGAAGAUUCUAACGACGAGGAUAUUCAGGAGUCUCUGGCUUCUGACAUGAUUGCAGCAACUACCUCUCGUCCUGUCGGGUUUGCGUCUAGCUUCGGCGCUGGCGGCUUUCAAGUCCAGGGCUUCGCUGCGGGCUUCGCUGCUCACCCACCCUUCCCGAGCCACAUUGCUCACACACCCUUCCAGGGCCACAUUACUCACACACCCUUCCAGGGCCACAUUACUCACACACCCUUCCAGGGCUACACUCCUCACCCACCAUACCAGGGCUUCAGUGGACACCUGCCAUAUCAGGACCUUGCCAGAAACUCGCCCUUCUUGCACGACCAGGGUCAUGGCUUCAUACCUCAAGCAGCGAACCCGUUCCAGCUGUCGCUCCAACAGGAUCAGAGCCAUUCGUUCUCCCAGAACGGCUUCCGGCAGCCCACUCACCCCCAGAACAACAGCGAUUUGGUGACAUCUACCGGGCAGAGCUAUCCAAUGGUGCACCAGAACGCUCCUGGUUUGCCUGUCUAUAUGCGGCUCGAUCAGGCUGUUUUGAGAUUUCCCACUGACGGGUCUUUCGACUACACCCUGUUCGAUGAUAGCAGCGAGACGCUCAAUGACCAGGCAAGCGGUGAUUGGUGGCUGCUUUGA